Mercurialis annua (annual mercury) is the source of this 1014-nucleotide messenger RNA. RefSeq names its product xyloglucan endotransglucosylase/hydrolase protein 2-like. Bases 39 to 908 code for a protein of 289 amino acids. Gene Ontology annotation, cellular component: apoplast; cell wall. The record is from RefSeq and is a predicted model, not a curated record. NCBI's taxonomy places the organism in Eukaryota, Viridiplantae, Streptophyta, Magnoliopsida, Malpighiales, Euphorbiaceae. Gene Ontology annotation, molecular function: xyloglucan:xyloglucosyl transferase activity; hydrolase activity, hydrolyzing O-glycosyl compounds. The transcript is spliced from 4 exons. Gene Ontology annotation, biological process: cell wall biogenesis; xyloglucan metabolic process.
UUAUAUAUACACAUCAAUUACACAAAUAAAUUAAUUUCAUGUACUCAUUGCAAAUUCCAACAAUGAAUUAUUAUGCACUAUGGUUUCUUGCAUAUUUUCUUAUUGGAGGGGUGCUUUCAAAAAGAAUAAUUAGAGACACUAACAUAUUUGAUAAACAUUACCAAGUUACUUGGGGAAAGGAUCAUGUCUUGUUGCUUAAUCAAGGCAAAGAAAUUCAGCUCUCCAUGGAUAACACUUCUGGGGCUGGUUUUGAGUCGAAGCUAGGGUUUGGUUCUGGGUUCUUCAACUUGAGGAUAAAGCUACCGCCAAAAGAUUCAGCAGGAGUGGUCACAGCUUACUAUCUGAGUUCUUAUGGUAAUAAUCACGAUGAGCUAGACUUUGAGUUCUUGGGGAAUAGACCAGGAAAGCCAAUUACUUUGCAGACAAAUGUGUUUGCAAAUGGUUUAGGGAACAGAGAGCAAAGAACUUAUCUCUGGUUUGAUCCUACUGCUGAUUUUCAUAAUUACCAAAUCCUUUGGAAUCCUCAUCAAAUUGUAUUUUUGGUGGAUGAGAUACCCAUAAGAGUGUACAAGAACAAGACAAAGAUUGGAGUUGAGUACCCAUCAAAGGCAAUGCACAUAGAAGUGAGCUUAUGGAAUGGAGAAAGUUGGGCAACAGAUGGGGGCAAAACCAAGACUAAUUGGAGCUAUGCACCUUUUCAAGCUCAUUUUCAAGGUUUUUCCAUUAAUGGAUGUUCUUCUUUACCUGCUUGUUCUUCAGCAAAUUACUGGUGGAAUGCUCGCAAAUACUGGAAACUUGAUGCUGCCCAACAAAAGACUUAUCAAGAUGUUAGAAGGAAAUAUCUGACUUAUGAUUAUUGUUCUGAUACCCCUAGGUUUCCUACACCUCCUCCAGAAUGCCCUCAGUGAUUGGUUUUUUAGUUUAUUUGUUACUAGUGAGAUACCCUUGCUUCGCUUCGGGUUGGAUCAGUUUAAUUUAAAAUAUAAAUUUAAAUUUAAAAAUAUAAAUUAUAUA